Molecule: messenger RNA, 1686 nt
Organism: Acanthamoeba castellanii str. Neff
Lineage: Eukaryota; Discosea; Longamoebia; Acanthamoebidae
Exons: 7
Coding region: 1-1686 (561 amino acids)
Source: RefSeq, a predicted model, not a curated record
AUGGACCCACCAGAGCGAAGGCGUGAUGGGCAAGAUGGCAGCUCGUCGCCAGGGAUCAAGGUGGACAACAUGAUGGACGGGGAGGUGGUGGGCUACCCGCUGCAACGACUUGUUGGCCGCAUCGUGGGUGCCCCCUCCGAGACCGAGGGGUUCAUCCAGGCCCAGGUCGUCGAGCAACCUCGAGACGGCGAAGAUGACGAGGAGAGCGGACGAUGGGUGGUGGCUGGCGGGCGAUUCAAGGCCCUCGUGCUGCUUAGCAGAGGCGACAACACCAUCCGACUACGCUACGUGCCCUCGAAUGGCGAAGCAAGCAGCAUCUCCUUGGAGCUUCGUGCCCACUACGAGCCGCUGCUCAUCGACAAUCGAUUGGCGCGCCAAUGUCAAUCAAUCGUGACCCCGGCCAUGCUGGCAGCAUCAGCGAGUAGCGGUACAGAUGAAGAUGAAGAAGAAAAAGAGGGCAAGGAAAGCUGGCGCCACUUCGUGCGGCUCAUCUACUUGAUCGCCUGCGACGAUGUCGUCGGUGAAGAGGGUUGUAGCGGAAGCCUCGAUGAAGAGGCGGUGCGGACCAACGUGGCGCGGCUGGGCCUGGGCGCACUGAUGCUGCAGGCCUUCUGCGCGCAGAACCUCGACGAGGACGGACGCGCCAUGGACCUCCUGCCCUUCCCGCUGGGCCAGGCCACGUUCGGCCUCGAGUUCGACUCUACCCGACCCGAACGCAACUGGCCCGUCGUGCACGUCGUUCGGUCACGGCUCACGCGGGAGGAGAUCUACCGGCUGGGCAACAACUGGCGCGACGGCGGGCAAUCGGCGUGGGGCCACUUUGCCUCCGAGCUCAGGGGCCUCCCCCACCGAAACAAUUCGAUCGAUUGCGUGAUUCUGGGGAUGACGCGGUACAAUCCGCACGCGGGCAAGUGCGACGCCCACACGGCCCUCGGGGGCGGGCCGAUGGCGCUGUUUGGCUCCGGCGGCCUCUACUCGUGGCCCCGCACCCUCGACGAGGUGCGCCGCUGCUGGAUGGACGCCACCGCCGUCGACAAGACCCGCUGCUUUGACGACAGCGGCGGACGAGGCACCAUGUGGGCCAAUUUUGCUACCACCCUGGGCGCCACCCUCCACGAAAUCGGCCACUGCUUUGGGCUCGACCACACGGCCCACGGGUACACCGCUGAGCUGAUCUCGGAUCUCGUGAGGCCCAUUCUCAAGCGGGACGAGGGCGGGGCGCACUGGCACCCUGAGAGCAUCGCGAAGCUCGCCCGGUCGCCCUACUUCAAGCCGGCUUGCCUCUCGUCGGCGCUGGCCCGCCUCCUGGCCGACGACCCGUCGCGGCCGCCUCGCCGCCCGCAGCGCGCCGCCCACCGGUUCGAGCCGGGCGUGCGGCUGCAGGUCAUCCCCACCUUCCGCCCCGCCCAGCACAUACGUUCUACACAUGUGCGGUGGGAGAAGGAGGACUGCGGGGAGUUCUUCGAGAAGUGCGACCGGCCGGACGCCUCCAACGAAUGGAUCGAGCACAGGGAGGAGGGGGCGUGCGUGGUCCUGUUCGACGCCUCGCGCAACCUCCUGGUCAAGCUGGACCGGGGCAACGCCUACUGGGCCUGCCAGGAGGAGACCCCGGACGCUCCGCCCGACUGGCAGGGGCUGGGCCCGGGCAAGUGGCGCGACGACCACUUCACCGGCCGCCACAAGUGA